AUGCCCUCCCCUUCCGAAUCCCUCGACAUCGCCGAAUUGGCCAUUUACCUGCCUCUUCUAUCCCUUACGCUUUUCGUCGUCUUCCGCCAUGGUAUACAUCGCCAAUCAGGCUGGAUCUACCUCGCCAUAUUCUGCCUCAUUCGGAUCAUUGGCGCUGCUCUAGGCAUCGCAGCAGAGAAGAAGCCGAGCAAAGUCAGUGAUCUGGAGUGGAGCGCGAUAUUGGGCAGCGUUGGGAUAAGUCCGCUGCUAUUGGCAAGUUUGGGGUUGUUGAAGAGGAUAACCGAUGAGACCACCAAAAGGGUUCCAACGGAAGGCAGGAUAUUCGGCAGACUCGGUGUGCAUCAGUUUGCGACAUCCUACCGCAGCCGCUUCCUCCAGCUUCUACAGAUCCCUGCCGCAAUCGCGCUCAUCAUCUGCAUUGUUGGUGGCUCCGACUUGACCGACAGCUCAAUUUCCGAACAGAGCACAGGAAAGAGUCUGAUCAAAGCCGGCCUCAUCAUCUUCCUGAUCAUCUAUAUCUGCCUCUUUCUCCUCAUUGCCAAGAGCGCAAGCCAAAUCAACGGCCUUCCCUCUGGGGAGAAGCGAGUUCUAUCAGCAUUAAUAGUAGCGCUGCCACUCCUCGGUGUUCGCAUCCUCUUCAGUCUCCUCGCAUACUUCUCGACAAUUUCGACAUUCUCCCCAAUCAACGGAAAUGUUCUUGUACGAGCAUUCAUGGCAAUCUUCGAGGAGAUCCUGAUAGUCAUCGUGUAUAUCUUGGCUGGCAUUUUGGUGCCUAAGUUUGGCAACGCGAAAAUGGACGACACCAAUUUCGAGAUUCAGCAUCUGGAAACGAGAGCGAGCACGCCAGCUCGGCACGCUCCACAGCAGGGUUCUCGGGUCGUGGUCUGA
This is a messenger RNA of Letharia lupina, 888 nucleotides long. RefSeq lists its product as uncharacterized. The record is from RefSeq and is a predicted model, not a curated record. The transcript is spliced from 4 exons. Lineage: Eukaryota; Fungi; Ascomycota; Lecanoromycetes; Lecanorales; Parmeliaceae. The coding region runs from base 1 to 888 and encodes 295 amino acids.